AUGCCGCACUCAGAGCACACAUCUUCUCCUAUCGCCGAUGCUUUCGUUGAUCUCCCAAGCUUCCCAGACAACGUGCCUACCGCUCCACUUCUACGCAUCUCCCUUGCGAAACUCUUACAGAACGAUGUGGACGAGCAAGAACGUUGUUGGCGUGCGUGCUGCGAGCUAGGCUUCUUCUACCUCGAUCUGAAUACAGACGAUGGUAGUGGGGAGGCAUUGCUGCAAAAUGUUGAGCAAUUAUUCGAGAUCAUGAAAGGUUUCUUCGAGCUUCCGGUUGAGGAGAAGACAAAAUAUGACUUUGCGGACCAGGGUAGUUACUUUGGGUAUAAAGGAUACGGGAAGGGUAUUGUGGAUGGGAAGGGUACGAGGGACAAGAACGAGUUCUACAACAUCUCCAAAGACGACAUCCUCAACCUAAGCGAACAACUCCCCUGCCCAGACACCCUCAACCAGCACCGCCCGCUCUUCGAAUCCUACAUCCGCUCCUCCCACUCCCUCUGCAUGCUCAUAACUUCCCUUCUUUCUUCUCACCUCCCGCUCAAACCCGAAACCCGCAACUCGGGCGGCCUGGAAUCUCUACACUCCCUUUCCACCACCUCAGGCGACCAAAUCCGCUUCGUAAAAGCCCCACCACAACCGCACUCCUCCGCAUCCGUUGCUCUCGGCGAACACACAGACUUCGGCUCCGUCACCAUCCUAUUCAACCGCCUCGGAGGCCUGCAAGUCCGCCUCCCGCCCUCCAUCACACCCACGCCGCCUUCAUCCUCCGAGCCCUGCUCUGCAGUGGAAAAGAACCUCUGCCAGGACGGGUGGACGUAUGUACGCCCCCUACCAGGUCACUGCAUCGUCAAUCUCGGAGAUGCGCUGGUGAAAUUUUCUGGGGGUAGACUGAGGAGUAACAUCCAUCGCGUUGUGCCGCCGCCUGGGGAGCAGGGCAAGUGCGAGAGGUAUAGUCUUGUGUAUUUUUGUAGGCCGGGGGAUGAUGUUGUGUUGAGGGCGUUGGUUGAGGGGAGGGGAAUGGGGAAGAGGGAGGUGUGA
Messenger RNA from Didymosphaeria variabile, 1038 nucleotides. RefSeq lists its product as uncharacterized. Bases 1 to 1038 code for a protein of 345 amino acids. NCBI's taxonomy places the organism in Eukaryota, Fungi, Ascomycota, Dothideomycetes, Pleosporales, Didymosphaeriaceae. The transcript has 2 exons. The record is from RefSeq and is a predicted model, not a curated record. Gene Ontology annotation, molecular function: dioxygenase activity.